Messenger RNA from Terrapene triunguis (Three-toed box turtle), 349 nucleotides. RefSeq names its product zinc finger matrin-type 5 (gene ZMAT5). The transcript has 3 exons. Lineage: Eukaryota; Metazoa; Chordata; Testudines; Emydidae. The record is from RefSeq and is a predicted model, not a curated record. The annotation marks the transcript as partial.
AGGAAAGGAGAUCAAAGGAGGAAGGAGCAGAAGUCCCAGCUGGCACAGUAGAGGACUGGCUGGAGAAGAGAGCAAAGAGGGUGAGCUUGGCUCAGAGCAACAGACUUGAUCCGGUGAAGACGUUGGUUUUUCAGUACCCCCCUGGCUGGCCUCCAAUACAGGACCUUCCCCCAUCCCUUCAGGCUCCACCCCCUGGAGGAUGGCCAGUCUUACCCAACCUCCAGUGGGGAUGAAGGCUGCAGGGGGGUAGAUGUGUGGAGUUAUGCCUCAUUGAGAAGAGAGGGGCUCUGUUUGCUGUAGGAAAUGUUCAGUGUUACUUCAUAUAUAUUUUUUAAAUGAAUAAAAGUCA